Momordica charantia (bitter melon) is the source of this 1952-nucleotide messenger RNA. It is a transcript of the gene SWAP70, whose product is annotated as Pleckstrin homology (PH) domain-containing protein. The record is from RefSeq and is a predicted model, not a curated record. Lineage: Eukaryota; Viridiplantae; Streptophyta; Magnoliopsida; Cucurbitales; Cucurbitaceae. Gene Ontology annotation, cellular component: trans-Golgi network; early endosome; recycling endosome. Gene Ontology annotation, biological process: retrograde transport, endosome to Golgi; receptor recycling; endosome organization.
GUCCCAACUGAAAGUCCAGAAAGCAAACCUAAGAAGAAGCGUUUGGCGGAAAUCUCGAUCGAAGAAUUAGACAAAAAUCGCAGCUUGAAUCCAAUACAUACGCCAAUUUCCUCCGAUAGUGAAUUGCUUGUUGUUUGGUAGCUCGGCCACCCGAUUCCGAUCCAUUAUGGCCUCUAAUGGUGCAAUUCCGAGAGCGGAAGAUGCCGGGAACAGCUUGGAGAAGAUCAAGCGGCAGCUGACCUCUGGGUCUGGUCGGAAUUUGUUGCAGGGUCCCCUUCUCAAGCGAUCUGAAACAUUGAGGAAAUGGAAUGAGCGAUGGGUUAUUUUGGACCCAACGACAGGGAAAAUGGAAUACAAAAUUAGGAGAAAUGAGGCAACUAUCAAAGGAACCAUUAUAUUUGAUGCAAAUAGCAAUAUUACUGUUUCUCCUGUGAAUUUCCAUGGGCUACCAAAGUAUGAUGGUUGCUGUGUCUAUAUUGGUACCCCCCAGAAGCAAGAUUACUUUCUCUGUGCAGAGACUCCUGGUGCAGCUAGAGCUUGGGUGUCUACUUUGCAUGCAACCCAGUUGGUUCUUAAGGCCCAUAAAGAGGCUGUAAAUUCCUUGAGUGGCAAUGGCUCUGCAAAAUUGGGAACAGUGGCCACAGUAGUUGCUGCUGCCAAUUCAAUUGCCCAGGAGAGUUCCAAAGAAAUUGAAAAAGCAAUGCAGAUUUCUUUAAGAAAUACUCUGGGAAUUGUGGCAAAUAAAAUAACUGAUGGCCCAAUGGAUGAUUUAGCAAUUAUGAAGGAGACACUACGAGUUAAGGAUGAGGAACUACAGAAUUUGGCUCGCGAUCUUCGUGCACGAGAUUCAACAAUAAAUGAUAUAGCUGAAAAAUUGUCUGAGACUGCUGAAGCAGCUGAGGCUGCCGCUUCUGCAGCCCAUAUGAUGGAUAAACAAAGGAAAAUUGUUUGUGCAGAAAUCCAACGUAUAAAAGAAGAUUCAGAGAAGCAACUGGAUGCAUCCAUGUUGAAGAUUAAAGAAUCUGAAGCAAGAUUAACUGAUAUGAGUAGAGAAAGAGAUCAGUUGAUAAAACAAAGAGAUGCUGCUAAUCAGGAAGCACAUAUGUGGCGGUCUGAGCUUGCAAAAGCUAGAGAGCAGGUUGUGAUUCUAGAAGGCGCUGUCGUGAGAGCGGAGGAAAAAGUCAGGGUUGCAGAGACAGAUGCUGAAGCAAGAAUAAAGGAGGCUAAACAGAAAGAGGUAGCUGCUUUGCAGGAGAAGCAGGAGCUUAUGGCAUACAUAAAUAGGUUACAAGCACAAAUUCAGAGACAACAUAUACAAGUUUUUGAGGAGAAGAUGGAGUCUUGCCCAGGUAAUGGUAGUUCUCUGCUAACAAAGCACGUUGACUCAUCAGACGAUAACGUGGACAAAGCAUGCUUGAGUGACGACUCUAGGGCAAUACCAGUCUCUGGUGAGGUUAAUCUACAACCGAUUGGAGAUGGGGAAUGGAGCGAUAUUCAGACAACGGAAUCAAGAAUCGCCGACGUUAGAGAAAUCGCUGCAGAAACCGAAGGAAGCAGCUUAGAUAUCACUGUUGUUAGCCAACCAGUCAGCAGCCAUCAUGAGCAAGAUGUGAACCCUGCACAUCAGCCUUAAACAAAGAAGAAAAAAUGCAUGUCAACUGUCAAGUAAACAAUACACAGCACCCAGUUAAGAAAAAUGCCCACUGUUUUUGCAUUCUUCUGUGGGAGUAAUUUUCAAAUUAUUUGACUGACUGAUCUGAUGUUGGUGAUGUGGUGUACAUUUCUGGAUGUUAGAUGCUUAAGUUUUAACAGAAUGCGUCUUGUCGUGUGAGCCAAUUAAUCGAUUAUUUUUACUGUUGUGUAGAGAGCCAGGAGAUGUAAAGCUAGAAAGACAACAUUGAUGAGUGUUUUUUUAAUUGAUACUUAGCUUCAUUCCUGCUGUUGUUUUUACA